This is a messenger RNA of Baudoinia panamericana UAMH 10762, 1352 nucleotides long. RefSeq lists its product as uncharacterized. The transcript has 5 exons. The record is from RefSeq and is a predicted model, not a curated record. Lineage: Eukaryota; Fungi; Ascomycota; Dothideomycetes; Mycosphaerellales; Teratosphaeriaceae. Gene Ontology annotation, cellular component: cytoplasm. Bases 341 to 1255 code for a protein of 304 amino acids. Gene Ontology annotation, molecular function: phosphoribosylaminoimidazolesuccinocarboxamide synthase activity. Gene Ontology annotation, biological process: 'de novo' IMP biosynthetic process.
ACAUAUUAGCGAUGCCAUUGUGACAAGCAACAAUGGUGCAUUGCAGCUUACAGUCGGUUGUAAUGCUGAUUGAAGUUUUCAGGGUCUCCCACUCCCAUCUCCGCAGAAGAUGAUUGUAUGUAGACUCAUGGCGACAAUAUAUCCAUGUGGUUGGACGAAAUGCUAUCAAUGGUGAUACUUAAAACCCCCAAAACUGGUAUGUUGCGGCACGCACUUCGCGGCACAAAGUAUGAAGCCGUGAUAUAGGUGAAUAUUGUAUUCUAGGCUGCAGCAGCGCACAUAAAAGAUUUUGCUUCCCAUCUUGAAAAAACACUAUAAAGGGCCGGCAAAGCGACCCACAAUGGCGGACAAUCAAGUGCUCACACACGUCAACUUGGAGCGUCAAGGCUUCAGCAAGGUCGCCAGCGGCAAAGUGCGUGAGAUAUAUAAGCUAGACGAGCACACUCUACUAUUCAUCGCCACCGACCGUAUCUCAGCUUACGAUGUCAUACUUGCAAAUGGCAUCCCCGGCAAAGGUUCCCUGCUCACCCAGCUCUCUGCGCACUGGUUCGAUUUAAUCAAGUCCGAGAUGCCGGAAUUGAAGACUCAUAUGCUCACCACGGCACUACCAUCGAGCGUCCCGAGUCAGUUACGUUUGGUGCUAGAAAACCGCACGAUGCAGGUCCGCCGAUACCCCAUCCUACCAAUCGAGUCCAUUGUCCGGGGCUAUAUCACCGGCUCAGCGUGGGCAGAGUACAAGCGCGCUGGCACCGUCAACGGCAUGUCGAUGCCAGAAGGUCUCCAGGAGAGCCAGCGGUUAGAAAAGCCGAUCUGGACGCCGAGCACCAAGGCUGAGGCUGGAAUGCACGACGAGAACAUUUCCGAGGCUCGUGCUGCCGAGAUAAUUGGAGAUGAUGUCGCAAAAAUGGUGGAAGCAGCAUCACUGAAGCUUUACGAGAUGGCCAGGGACUAUGCUGCCGCUCGUGGUAUAUUAAUCGCAGACACCAAGUUCGAGUUCGGGCUGGAUCCUGCGACGAAGGAAGUGGUGCUCGUCGAUGAGGUACUGACGCCAGACAGCUCACGCUUCUGGCCUGCGGAUGGCUACGAGGUUGGAAGGAGUCAGGCAAGCUAUGACAAGCAAUAUUUGCGCGACUGGCUCACCAACUCCGGCAACAAGGGCAGAGACGGCGUAACAAUGCCAGAAGACGUGGUGAAGGCGACCACCGCGAAAUACCGAGAGGCAUACGAAAGGCUGACUGGCACGACAUGGAGGUAGUCUGCUGCUGUUGACGCAGACGGGUAUGCCCUCCGAUCUCAAGUGCUCUCCAGUGCCGUCAAUGUUUGCAUAUAAAGCCCAUCCGCCUGCGAUGCCG